Thermochaetoides thermophila DSM 1495 is the source of this 5130-nucleotide messenger RNA. RefSeq lists its product as uncharacterized. The transcript is spliced from 6 exons. Gene Ontology annotation, molecular function: RNA binding; ubiquitin-protein transferase activity. Lineage: Eukaryota; Fungi; Ascomycota; Sordariomycetes; Sordariales; Chaetomiaceae. Bases 1 to 5130 code for a protein of 1709 amino acids. The record is from RefSeq and is a predicted model, not a curated record. Gene Ontology annotation, cellular component: CCR4-NOT complex. Gene Ontology annotation, biological process: protein ubiquitination.
AUGGCGCCUCCUAAUAACGACAGCUAUAUCGAGGAAGAGGAGGACUACUGCCCCCUUUGCAUCGAGGAGUUCGACCUUUCUGACCGGAACUUCCGACCAUGUCCGUGUGGAUACCAGAUCUGCCAGUUCUGCUUCAAUAACAUUCGGAACAACAUGAACGGGUUGUGUCCAGCAUGUCGGCGUCCAUACGAUGACAAGACGAUCCAAUGGAAGGUUGUUACGCAGGAAGAGAUCGCCGAAUUUAAGGCCAAUAUCCAAAAAAAUCAGAAGAAGCGUGCCCAAGAACAGCGACAGAAGGAGGCCCAGAAGCGAGAAGCUGAGAAAGACAGCCGCAAGAAUUUGGUUGGCGUGCGGGUUGUUCAGAAGAACCUGGUUUAUGUGACUGGGUUGCAGCCGACAGCGCGCGAAGAGGAGCUGCUCAAGACUCUCCGGAAGCCAGAGUUCUUCGGUCAGUACGGAAACAUCCUCAAAAUCUCCAUCAGCAAGCGCAAGGGCAACGAUGGCCAAGAAUCGAUGGGGGUCUACGUCACCUUCGACUCGAAAGAGGCUGCCCAACGCUGUAUUAUGGCCGUCAAUGGCUCGCAGAAUGGCGACCGGAUCCUGAGAGCUCAGCUCGGUACGACUAAGUACUGCUCUGCAUGGCUUCGUCACGAACAGUGUACGAAUCGGCAGUGCAUGUUUUUACAUGAGCUCGGGGACGAGGAGGAUAGCUACAGCCGCCAGGAUCUAUCAUCUAUGAACAGCAUUAACUCGCAGCGGCCGCUGAAUAAUUCUGGCACCUCACGGUCUGCUUCUCGACAGCAGGCUCACGCGUCACCGGCCACGAGCAAUGCACAACCGAUGGCGAGGACUUCAAGUAAAGACGGAGCCAAUCACGACGACGGCCCGGCGCUGCCACCAACGGCUAAGUGGGCUCAGAAUUCCCAGGUUCGCAGUCGUCGUGGCAGUCAGGCUACAACUGGUGCGGCUCCCAGCCCGGCCAUGUCGACUUCUGUGCCGGCCAACUCCGAAUCUGCCGUCGAGGAUAGCACCGGAUCUUCUGCGAACGCCUCGAAUUCUGCUCAGCCAAAGAUGCCAAGCACAGCAGCUGAGAAGGCCAGGCGCGCCCUUCCCCAAGACGCGCUCAAGUCCUUGCUCAAGUCGCUCGAGGGUUGUUCCCUCGCGUGGCCCAAGUUUGGUGGCGAUCCGUCCGCCUUUGAAUUCGCAAAGAACUUCCCUCCCAUGUUUGAUCCCCGCGGCGGCCAGCGCCGGCGUGCCCUUCGUGCAUCUGAGGCGGCUAGCAGUGUCGCUGGCGACCAGUCGGCCAGCGGCGCCCGUACAGCAUCAGAGGCCGGCGAGCCGGAGAGCAGCGGUAGCCACGCGCUCGGUGGUGAGCCCGAGGAUCGUGAUCACGGUCGCGACGUGCACGGCUAUGACCCACGUCGCGUUGCGCAACAGCCGCCCCUCCAGCGGGGUAGCACUGACGGCCUCUUUGGCCAAACUGUCGGCGCCCCUGGCUUCAACCAAGCGGCAGCGGCGGGUGCUCUCGGCUCGGUGGGCAGCCGGGCCAUGACACCUCAGCAGCCGUCGUUCAUGCGGCAGCCGAGCAACUACAUCGAUCAUCUAUCUGCACAAGCAAGCCUUUUCCAGGGCCAGGGCCAUACCCGCCAGAGUUCUCGCUUCAACUUCACUAACGACGGCAGAGACGCGGCCUCGGCGGCCACCUCUGUCAAGCUUGCAGCAAACCCUCGCAUCAUGGCACAACAGUCUUCCAUGAUGCCGUCGACCUUCCACAGCCAGCCAGGCUCCCAGUACUACGCCGCCACGAUGCCGGGCCCACCGCCGGGGCUCAAGUCGACAAGCACACCGCCGGGCAUGUUUGGACAACACGGAUUCGGAGCGGCUGCCGGGUUUGGCGCCGCCGCGGCUCAGAAGGAGAAUAGCGACAUAUUGCACUUGUUCAAUCGUGGUCGGGGUGCCGGCACCCAGGGCCAUGAUGCCGGGAAGCGUGAGUUACUGUUCCCUUCUUUCCCCACAGAGUUCCCGUCCUCUUCUACCUCCUCCACCCCAGCUCCUGCCUCGAGCCACCUGGCAACGCUCUACGGUUCUCAGCCUGGAGCCUUCCAAGACUUGGGUUCAAAGCAGAAGAAGAAGGGGAAGAAGCACAGACACGCUAACACUUCCUCCUCUGGGGGGAGUGGCUUAGUAGAUCUUGCGGACCCGAGUAUCCUGCAGGCGAGAAUGCAGUCCCAGCAGCAUCUGCAGCAGCAGAGCAAUGCCGGUCUCGGACAGGGACUGUUCGGUGGCCAGACGCAAGGUGGGUACACCAAUCCCGCCAUGAUGUACAACCCGGGUUACCGGGCGUGGCAGGAGGGCGUUUGGGAUGAUGCCUUCGAGGAGGGUCGCCACCACUUCGCCCCAGGGGAGAACUGCACCACCAGGGGUUCUCGGGUUACGUCCAGCAGGCAAGCUCUCUCAUCGUCUUCCUUGAAGGUCUCUCCCUGCCCCUUCAACAACCCCCAAUAUGACGAUCUCUUCUUCGAGGACCAGGUUAGGUCGAGCAUAGAUGCUCUUGUAGCCGACGAACCUAUCGAGACUCCCAUUCGCUACCCGCCCGGUGCAUUUGGGGUCCUGAAUCGAUCCGGCACCCCCUCUGUCCCCCCUGGAUUCUCUUUUCCUAGCGCACACCCUUCUCCGGCAGUCUCGCACGCUUCUCUUCCGCCAACCAGUGUCGGACGACAGACACCUCCAGUAGCACUCCCUAAGGUUCCAGUAAAACCUACGGCUCCUCCUGUCUCAAGCCCGCUCGCCGGAAAAAGGACCGUUACUCCAUCCACUAGCCACGCCAAACUCGCAAAAACGGCCGAGGGCACCCCAUCGAAGGAUGCAACCAAGGCGAUGCCUGCUAAAGUCCUGGCAGACGAGGACUUCCCGGCCCUUGGCUCGCCAAAACCUGCUACGGCAACGACAUCGACGGCUGUUCCUCCUCCAAAGCUGACAGCCGAAAAGGCGACAGCUUCCAAGCCUAAGAAGUCUAUCGCUGAGCGCGCUGCCGAGAAGGCACUGGCUAAGCUGGAGAAAGAGGAGAAGGAGAGGAAGGAAAAGGAGAAGCUCAAGAAGGAGAAGGAAGAGAAAGAAGCCAAGGAGAGAGAAAAGGAAAAGGGGAAGGAGAAGGAGAAGGAGGAGAAGUCCAAGGAUAAGGGCAAGGAAAACAAGGAAAAGGAGCCCGAGAAGGGAAAGCCUGCGGUGAAAGAGGCUUUUAAGCCAGUAGCACCAGCUCCUGAGAAGGCACUUGAAAGGGCAUCCGAAAAGGCCGCUGACAAGAAAGCGGAUAUGCGCCCGACUCCAGGUAUCCUUGACAUUACUGCAGCUACAAGGACGGCGAAGGUCAUCAAGAUUGUCGACGCGCCAACGCCCAGCGACAAGUCUGCCGCCGCCGACAAGGAUGCCAACUUCCCGGCUUUUACUACUCCUACCCCCGUUUCAGCCCCUUCGCCUGUUACGCGGGUUGCGCCGAAGACACUUCGUGUGGUUUCGACGCCCAAGACAGAAUCACCGUCCACACCGGUGUUGGCUGCGCCCGUUUCCAAGCCUGUUGCUACGCUUGCAAUCCGUCCAGAGACUCCCGCGAGCGAGAUGAUCUCGGAUAGUGCCUCGAUCAUCUCGGCCUCUAUCUCUGUGUCUCGUGCGAGUUCGCCGCCGCCGUCCAAGAUCGGAUCUGCCCCUGUCCGAACCAAGACCAAGAGCCAACAGCGCAAGGAGCGCAAGGAGGCCUUGAAGAAAGAGUCGGCCAGCAUUGCAGCUGCCCCGGUCAAGACUGAGCCACCUGAAGAGAUCGGCCCCAUCACAGCACGCAAGAAGAAGCAGAAGAAGGACAAGGAGAAGCCAAGCAGCAACAAAGCUAUAGCGUCUGCCAGCCGGCCCGACACACCGACUAUUAAGGAGAAGGAAAAAGAGGAAAAAGAAAAGGAGAAGGAGAAGGAGAAAGUCCAAGAGAAGGAGUCCUCUACCUACCGCUCGACUGCCGGGGAGACUACUACUCUCACCGGCGAGCCGGCUCCGAGGAAGCUCGCUGAGCUCAAGCCUAAAACAACGGAUCCUUCAAAACCGCGAACGCUCCCGACCCCCGCUUCUGUUUUACAUGAGUUGCAGCGAGCCGGGUUUGUGUCGUCCAACAUUGAUGAACUCCCCUUCUUCAAGCCGGUUACGAGUCAGCUGGACAAGUCACAUCCGGGUUUGAGAGACCUAGCCACACGCAAUUCCAUGGCACCGACUAAGUCGAUCGUCACGGAGGAAGACCAGGCGCAGCUGCUUGCUGGAAACCCUGUCCGUAAAGUGGUCGAUGGUAUUCGCAUCCUGCUGACGCCCAAUGGUGACUGCAUCCGCAAUCUUACUCCAGAAGAGGAAGACCGUUUCCUUGAGUUGCAACAGCGCGUCGCCGAGGCCGCGACGAACCCUGCCUCGUGGGUCUCGUCACGGCAUGAGAACACAGGUGGCUUUAGCCUCAUCAAAGGCCGCGCAGUGCCUAAUGGCCCUCCAAGUUACUUCCCUCCUGCCCCCGGCGCGUACCCCUCCGAUCCGGUGAACAAGAUCCAGCGGGAGGAGGCUAUUUACUACAUUAACCAGUACGUCCUUCCGCGGCUCAACCUUAACAGUCGCGAUGUGACCCUGCCUAAGGGUAGUUCAUCCAAUGGCUCUAGCGCCAGUGCAAGUGUCUCUUCUGCCGCCCAAGCUGCCGCCAGUUUGAACAGCGUUGCUCCCUGGCUCUAUGCCAGCGUGAGCUCCUCCUCUCCACACGACACGGAACCUGCUCCCCCGGAGUUGAGCUACCCUGGCCCCGUGGGCUCUUUCUCUGACCCGCGUGAUCUCCCUGGGCACGCGUCGUACCUUGACGUGCCGUCCCCAGCUGAUGGAACCAAUGGGACUGUUGGCACAAGCUCCAUGCUCAGCUUCCCCUCGCCAACACCGUUUGGUAAUGUCCCGCUCAUGAGCCUGGAGGAUGCUGAGGCUGCGUUGUGCGCUGCACGCAAGGAGACCGAGAAGCUGGAGAAGUCGCUGAUGCAGCUGAUGAAGAAGAAUAAGAAGCUUCUUCUUCAGCAGACCACAACUGCCACAGCGACCGUGGGAGCUGGUGGGGGCGGAGGACAUUGA